Molecule: messenger RNA, 1194 nt
Organism: Diaporthe amygdali
Lineage: Eukaryota; Fungi; Ascomycota; Sordariomycetes; Diaporthales; Diaporthaceae
Product: dna-directed rna polymerase iii subunit rpc6
Exons: 1
Coding region: 1-1194 (397 amino acids)
Biological process (GO): transcription by RNA polymerase III
Cellular component (GO): RNA polymerase III complex
Source: RefSeq, a predicted model, not a curated record
AUGGCCGCCGUCUCCCCAUCUGGGUCGGACGCGGACCCAGCCAAGCUUAGCGUUCUGAAAGACGCCCUCUACGAAUCAUGCCAACACAACGGCGACGAGACCCGGCUUUUCAGCCAAGAAGACCUCCUCUCCCUGGGCGUGACCGACGAUGCCAAUACCCUCCUCCGCGUGCUCCAGGCACUCAUCAACGACCGCCUCCUCAUCUCCGUUGCGCGCCAGGGCGGCGGCUACCUAUGGAAAUGGCGGUCGGCUGCCGACGCCGCCAAGUAUAGGGCAUUGAACAGGGAGCAGUCCAUGGUGUACGAGAUGAUCGACGACGCGGGCGCCGACGGGAUCUGGUCUCGCACCCUCAAGGCGAGGCUGCAGAUGCAUGACUCCGUGCUUAAGGCGCACCUAAAGUUCCUCGAGUCUAAGGGCUACAUUAAGGACAUGAAGAGCGUGGAGCACCCCAACAAGAAGAUGUACAUCAAAUCCAGCCUACGACCAUCCGAGAAAGCAACCGGCGGGCCUUGGUAUACGGAUAGCAACCUCGACGAGGCGUUCAUCUCGGAGCUGCUGAAGGUCAUCUUCGAUUUCAUCACUAGGCAGAGCACAUAUCGGAGCGUUCACAGCGUGCACAAGGAGAAACAACCCAAGAAGGGCGUGCUAAAGGGAGACAAAGAGGCAGCUGUCGCUAAGGGCAAGAAGAGGGCUGCAGAGGACAUAUCCGGCGACGACCCACAACCCGCUCCCGCGCCACGAGAGAAGCACCGACACCGCGAGCCGAAGCGGACCCAGCUCCUGCCCCUGCCCGCGGGCUACAACGCCUACCCGACUGUGCGGCAGAUCGCGGAGCUCAUCUCGGCGAGCGGGAUAACGAACAACACGACGCUGGGCAUCGCGGACGUGCAGCAGCUGGUGGACGUGCUCGUGGCGGACGGGCUGGUGGAGCCGGUGCGCGUCGGCAAGGUCAAGGGCUACCGGACGGUCCGCGCGGCCAAGGUGGACCCGACGCCGCUGACGGCGCUGAUGCGCGACCACAGCAUGGACGAGGAUGUCAUGGAGCUGCAGGCCCAGGACAUGGGCGCCGGCCCCAUGAGCAACGGCCUGACGGACGCGCCGUGCGGCAGGUGCCCCGUCUUUGACCUGUGCGAGGAGGGCGGGCCCGUCAACCCGGGGAACUGCGUCUACUUCCAGAGGUGGCUGGGCGACUAG